Molecule: messenger RNA, 3090 nt
Organism: Schistosoma margrebowiei
Lineage: Eukaryota; Metazoa; Platyhelminthes; Trematoda; Strigeidida; Schistosomatidae
Source: the annotation of a GenBank genome assembly
AUGAGUUUCCGAGAAAAAGCAGGUUUUAAUAGCGCUCAGGCGUUUUUACAUAGAUCGAAAUCUUUGUAUGAUGGGACAAAGUCAACUAUGCGCUUGUCGAACAUUACAGCAAAAUUGCGAACGGUAUCUGCAACAUUGACAAACACAAAUCCUUUCAGUUCUAAGUCACAUGAAAAUAGUAUAGCUGAAGAAAACGCAAAUGAUAUUAAAGAAACGGAAGGGAUUAAGAAAGUAAAGAGAAGAACUCGUAAACGAACCACAUUUACAAAUGAAUCCUCUUCAACUACAAGUGGAAAGCAAGAGAAACCUGAAAGUAAAAAAAGGAAAAAGAAACAAAAACAUGAUUAUUCAGAAACAACUAAACUAGUCAAAGCUAGCAGUGUUCAACAGACUACAGAAUACGUUGUACAAGAAGGUGAUUCAUUCAAUAGUGUAGCAGCUCGAUUCGAUCUGACUCCUUCAGAAUUAUGUCGUAUCAAUAAACUCUUAUCUCGAACAUUAUUUGUUGGUCAAGUGAUCAAACUUCCUAUCAAUGAAAAACUAGAAAAUAUGACCGCUGAAUCAUCCAGUAAAUCUGUUGCAUCUAGUGUAAAAAGCGAUAAUAACAACUUAAAUAUGGAUGAAAAUGAACAAAUGACAACUGAAAAUGUAAUAAAAAAUCCUCACGAUCCUAAAGUAUGCCUUAUUGAAGAAGAGAUUAAAACAAAAUUUUUACAAUCAGUCGAUUCAUUAACAUCAUCAAUCAAUGAAACAGAUACUGAUGAACAUGAUUUGGAUGAAUCGUCUACAUACAGUGAAUAUACAGAUUAUGCAGAAGAAGAAAAUGAUCCAAUGGCAUGUCAAUAUCUAAAGUUUGACUGUAAAUUUGUUGUCGAUUUGCAAUGUUCUGUUCCUGGGAUAAUUUUGGUAACCACAAAUAUGUUUGUGUUUAAACCAUACGACGAAGAACAAUAUCCACUGGAAAAUCAUUGUAAACAAAUUCCAUUGAGUCAAUUUCGUACGAUUGCAGUUUACAGAGAUCCAUCUGUUAUGUAUUUUACAAAACGUGGAGCGCAACCUACUUCAUGUCCUAGCAACGUGAAUAUUGAUUAUAAUGCUAAUGACAUUAGAAAUUCUAAUGAACAAACACCUUGUGUAAUAAUUACAAAAAAUGAGGAUAAUUCAAUGGAUAAGUUGUCAAAUUCCAUAGAAAUUAAAGGAAAUAUAUGUGAAAUGAAUUCAAGUGAAAAAUAUGAUAUUGAACAAAAGGAUAAUGAAAAUGUGAUUACAACGGAUGAUAUAAAUAAUAGUUCGUCUGCUGCAAAUUUGAAGAAAUGUGAUUUAGAUGAUAAUCCAUUUUAUUUAUGUAUAUUAGCAUCUACUAAUUCAGUUGAAAAUAACAAACAUAGAAGACAUCCAUAUUGGUUUACAGUUCAAUCAGAAGAAUAUUGGUUUUUAAUACCAAAUGAAAAAUCGAAAAGUUUAUUUGACUUCCUUCUAACUUGUCAAUUUCAUGGAUACGAGGAUGAUGUUAAACAGGGCACAGAUAUGAAGGUCAGUCAAUUAUCGAUUAAAAGUACUGAAAUCAAGGAUACGAAUAAAAUAAACACAAUCACUAGCAAACUUCAUUCGAAAUCAUUAGGAAAUUUAAAUUUUUUCAAAUCAUCUAUUGUCAGUCCAGUUUCGAGUGAACGUUUCUGUUUGGAUGAUGGUGGCAGUGAUGAUGUUGGUAAAUUUGAGAAGACACUCCCUCGUCAUCAUAAUCACAAGCAUACUCAUCGACAUCAUAAUCAUUGUCAUUUUGUAGUUGUCCCAAACACAUUCGACUGGGUCCUACCGCGUAUCGGCAUUUUAGAUGAUCAUUCUCGCACAUUAUUAAUUUUGAAAAAUCAACAAAAGUACACACCAAGAAUAUCUAGUUAUCAGAAUGAACACGGUCAGCAAAAUUUCCAGUCAAAUGAAUUGGAAGAAUCACAGAACUUAAAACAGUUAACGAAUAGUUCUUCCCUUACGGAUACAACAGAUAUAAGCAAAACAGUGGAAAUAUGUGAUAGUAUACCUUCUAUGGAAGAAGAAAAAGCUGCAUUGCAACUAUUAAAACGUGAAACUGUCAACUGGGAAUUGGUUAGUUCAAAAGAAUUGGAAUUGAAAGAUUUAGAAGAAGAAAAAAGAAAACAAUUCAUGUUUGACUGUAUCAAAUUGGCAGAACCAGAAUUAUUGCCAAUACCUACUGCAACAUCGAACAGUGAAAUAUUUGAUGUACAUAAAGUUCGUGAUCUUUUACAAAAUUUAACUCCUGACGCUGAAGGUUUAGACUGGAUAUUAACUUAUAGUACUUCUAUGCAUGGAUUUAGUUUACGAUCGUUAUAUCGUCGAUGUGCCAUUAGUUUGACAGAAUCUUCAAAAGAUAAUUUACAUAGUACUAUUCAUACAAAAAUGAAACAUACUCUUAUACCGAAUUCACCGCAUGCAUCAAAUCAACCAUGUAUACUAAUCAUACGAACAUCAACGAAUGAGAUAUUUGGGGCAAUGCUUAAUACACAUCCUUAUCCAAGUAAUGGUCGAUUCUAUGGUAAUGGAUCAUGUUUUGUAUUUCGAUGGAUCAACACAACUGAUUCAAAACAAGAUCAAUUAGAAGAAAAUAGUAGAUCAAUCAAUGAACAAGAUUCUACAUCUUUAUCAGCUACUUCUAAUAAAUUAAUGAAUAUACCAGUAGAUGUAAACUCUGCAUCAAUAUCAUCAUCGGCAUUAUUAGUAACAGACAAUCAUAAUUCUGAUAUAUUCUCAUCUUCGUCAACAUUUGAUAUGAGAACUGAAACUGUAACUAAGGAAUUCGCACAUUUAUGUUAUGAUGAUAAAAGAGAAUUUCCAGAACAGGAUAAAAAACAAACAUUCCAAAAAUUUAUAUGGAGCGGUAAAAAUUCCUAUUUUAUCAAUGGUGAUUAUGAUUCGCUUACUAUAGGAUGUUCUCAAGGUCAUUCAGCAAUUCAACUUGAUGAUAAUUUAUUACAUGGACAUAGUGUCAAUUGUGAAACAUUUGAUAGUCCACAAUUAACUUUAUCAUCACCAGAUUUUGUGAUUACCACACUUGAAAUAUGGUCAUUUAUUUAA